Dovyalis caffra is the source of this 432-nucleotide messenger RNA. NCBI's taxonomy places the organism in Eukaryota, Viridiplantae, Streptophyta, Magnoliopsida, Malpighiales, Salicaceae. The record is from the annotation of a GenBank genome assembly.
AUGGCUAAACCUAUGGCUAUCCUACUCAACCACCUACCCAACUACCUAUAUAUCAUCCUCAAGUACCUCCACGGUAAUCCUAUUUGCCAAACUAAUGGCUAUCCGCACUCAUGCGCUACACUGUUAGCUAAGCUAAUGGCUAUCAUCCUCAAAUAUCUCUUGGCAAUCCUGCUAGCCAAACUAAUGGCUAUCUCGCCUCACCCACCUAUUAGCCAAGCUAAUGGCUAUCAUCCUCAAGUGCCUCUUAGCAAGAGUGAGCACCAUCAAAAUAUACGGAGACUCACAAUUGAUAAUCAAUCGGAUACUAGGUCAUGCCAAGUGAGAAGCCUUCAAAGUCCGGAAUGGUUGCUCGUAAAGGUUGAGCACCUGGCUCGGCUUGGACUCUUUCCACUUCGGAAGAAGAGGAAGAAGAAGGUAGGAGCUACGGCCUAG